AACGCAGAUGCUCGUGUGUGUGAAGCGCUUAUUCCGCUGGAUGUUAUUGAUCCACGCGAGCUGAACACCCUUCCUCUGUUCAUAAACACACCGGGUUACGGAUUUUAAACGAGGACUGAGAUAAAUAACAACAGUUGAUGUCGUAUAUUCCACACAAAACAGUACCUUUAUUGUAAAUGCAGCAGAUAAACCCUUCAUUAUAAGGAACACAUCUGUGUGUGGAGCGCGUUCUCAUCACACCAUUUCAAUAUUUUACAUUAAUCUGCAGAUAUGGACGAAGACAAUCAAGUUCCUGAAGACCUGUCCUUAGAAGAGCGAGACGAGCUGUCCAAUAUACGGCGCAGGAAAAAAGAACUGCUUGAUGAUAUUGAGCGCUUGAAGUUUGAGAUCGCUGAAGUGAUGACAGAAAUCGAGCAGCUCACGUGUGUGGGCGAGAGCAAAACAACACAGAGAAACAAACAAAUUGCAAUGGGAAGAAAGAAAUUCAACAUGGACCCCAAAAAAGGGAUCCAGUUUCUUCUGGAGAACGACCUCCUGCAGCAGACGCCUGAAGACAUCGCUCAGUUCCUCUAUAAAGGAGAAGGCUUGAACAAAACCGUCAUUGGGGAUUACCUGGGUGAACGGGAUGAUUUCAACAUCAAAGUGCUCCAGGCUUUUGUCGAGCUCCAUGAGUUUGCCGACCUCAACCUCGUUCAGGCUCUGAGGCAGUUCCUCUGGAGUUUCAGACUUCCCGGCGAGGCUCAGAAGAUUGACCGAAUGAUGGAGGCGUUUGCGUCCCGGUACUGCCAGUGCAAUCCGGGAGUCUUUCAGUCCACAGACACAUGUUAUGUCCUGUCCUUCGCCAUCAUCAUGCUGAACACCAGCCUCCACAACCCCAACGUCAGGGACAAACCGGCCGUAGAGCGCUUCAUCUCCAUGAACAGAGGCAUUAAUGAGGGCGGAGACCUGCCGGAGGACCUGCUCAGGAACCUGUUCGACAGCAUCAAGAGCGAACCCUUCAAAAUCCCAGAGGACGACGGCAACGACCUCACACAUACGUUCUUCAACCCGGACCGAGAAGGCUGGCUCCUGAAGUUAGGUGGACGAGUAAAAACUUGGAAGAGGAGAUGGUUUAUUCUGACCGACAACUGCUUGUACUAUUUUGAGUACACAACAGACAAGGAACCACGAGGAAUUAUCCCUUUGGAGAACCUCAGCAUCCGAGAGGUGGAGGAACCCAGAAAACCUAACUGCUUUGAGCUGUACAAUCCCAACCAUAAAGGACAGGUGAUCAAGGCAUGCAAGACUGAGGCCGAUGGGAGGGUGGUGGAGGGGAACCAUGUCGUCUACAGGAUAUCAGCUCCCACACCUGAGGAGAAGGAGGAAUGGAUCAAAUCCAUCAAAGCGAGCAUCAGCCGGGACCCUUUCUACGACAUGCUGGCCACCAGGAAGAGACGCAUCGCCAACAAGAAGUGAAAUCUACAUCCAAACCUCUUCCUCAAAACCUGUUCACAGCAACACACACUGCCUACUGGGACAGAUUUUGUGCAGAUGUGUGAUUGACGACGGGUUAGAGGAGCCCAGCGGCUGAAGAAUCAAUGUUUAUAGUUUCUUUCUUGAGUUCCAGACAGCAACAUGGUAUCGGCCCGGAUGUGGCCCGGAUCUGGGCCGACACCAUGUUGCUGUCUGUUUCUAUUCAUAUAAAAACACAGCUGUCCUGACAUGUUUGUAUUUGCAUGGAUUAAAUCUGUAUACCUGGGCUCUCACUGCAGAAAAGCCAUUUAUUUCGGAAGAGACGAGACCUAUUUUGGACGGCCGGUGUGAUCGACAGUGACCCAGCCUUCAUGGCCAUUAUGGUGCUAGAAGACUUCUUGUGUGCAUGUGAUCCAGUGCUAACGCUAGGUGGCGCUCUGGAGUCAGCUGGACUGAUUUCAUGUUGUUAGAGUGAGAAACAGCAAAUAUAUAACAUAAAUAUAUAGAGAUUUAAGCUGAAUUCGAAACUGAAAACUACUCUUACUAUUUUCACCACACAGAAACAUAGUGUCGGCCCACAUACACUAUUCCACACAUACCGGAUGUGGGCCGGAUCUGGGCCGACACUAUGUUGCUGUGUGGGUUUAUACGAUUGAAAGAUACCCAGACAUCAACAUACUGUCGGCCCAGAUCCGGCCCACAUGUGGAAUAGCGGAUGUG
Pimephales promelas (fathead minnow) is the source of this 2172-nucleotide messenger RNA. RefSeq names its product cytohesin 3b (gene cyth3b). Gene Ontology annotation, molecular function: guanyl-nucleotide exchange factor activity. The record is from RefSeq and is a predicted model, not a curated record. NCBI's taxonomy places the organism in Eukaryota, Metazoa, Chordata, Actinopteri, Cypriniformes, Leuciscidae. Gene Ontology annotation, biological process: regulation of ARF protein signal transduction.